Ascosphaera apis ARSEF 7405 is the source of this 1713-nucleotide messenger RNA. NCBI's taxonomy places the organism in Eukaryota, Fungi, Ascomycota, Eurotiomycetes, Onygenales, Ascosphaeraceae. The record is from the annotation of a GenBank genome assembly.
AUGGAAGAGUUUGCCAGUACUGCAGACAUCUGUCGUUUUACCCGAUGGAGGAAACGCACGUUUCCAGCUGCGACGCCGCCGCUGAAGGAUCCCGGGUCUGAUGAGUGGGUUGAGGACACUGAGGCUAAGCAGGAGCUUUUGUUUCGUACUUUCACGAAUCCAGGUGUUCCUGCCGAAGAUCAGCUAGAACCACCCAACGCAUUCCCGUCGACUCUGCCGUUCCCAGACAUCACAAGACACGAGGUACGACAGUCGGUUUUGGAAACUCCGUCAACUGCCCCAGGCAUGGACGGUAUUCCCGUGUCACUAUUGAAGGUCGCAUGGCCUUUAGUUGAGGAUCGGGUUUUCCAUCUAUUUUGCGCCUGCCUGAAGCUUGGCCAUCAUCCCGACUCUUUCCGUAAAGCUAGAGUUGUGGUGUUGUCCAAACCUGGAGACCGAGACCGCUCGACUCCUCGAUCUUAUCGGCCUAUCUCACUUCUGUCUACCUUAGGCAAAGGGCUUGAACGUCUUGUUGCCCGUCGGCUUUCUUACGUAGGGCUUGAGCAUGGUAUAUUUGGCUCACAGCAGUUUGGUGCACUCCCACGCCGUUCUGCUGUCGAUCUCACUUCUUGUCUUGUUCGGGAUGUUGACUUUCAGUUUCGCAAUCUCCGUGUUGCGUCAUUGUUGACUCUCGACAUUCAGGGGGCUUACGACGCUAUUUUUCCCGGAAGACUUCGACGAAGGCUAGCUGAGCAAGGCUGGCCUAAGCCACUUGUGGACUGGGUGUUUAGCUUCGCUAGUGAUCGUUCGGUUGCCCUGACUCUCGAUGGGCAUCAGAGCCGCAUGUUCAAAGCUCAACGUGGUCUGCCACAGGGCUCUCCGAUUUCUCCGGUGCUGUUUCUGCUGUAUACCGCGCCCCUGCACCACUUAGCGUUACGAUCGUCGUCCUUUGGAUAUGUUGAUGAUGUUGCUCUCUUGGCAAGAGGCACAUCAGUGGAGGAUACUGUACAAGACCUUGCGGCUGAUGUGGAGACUCUCCUCACGUGGGCAAAAGAAAACGCUGUCAGUUUUGAUCCAAAAAAGUCAGAGCUGUUGCACUUCACCAGGAAGCGGCGACCGGGAACCCAGGUCAAUCCAGGGAUCUCGUUGCCUGCGACUGCGGACCGGCCAGCUUGGGCUAUUGACGCUGUCCCUCGGGAUGGCUGUGUACGAUGGCUUGGUGUCUGGUUUGAUAGAGGGAUGACCUUCAUUCAACACAUUCGACGAGCAAAAAGCAAAGCUCUUGGAUGUGCCGGGACUAUACAAGGCAUGGGAAGGAUGAUGAGAGGCACUGCUCCUCGCGUUCUGCAAAGAGUAGUCAGGGCCGCGAUUCUCCCCAUCUUUCUCUAUGCUUCAUCGACGUGGUGGCCUGUACCGGAUGCCAAGCAUCAUCGUGCUGGAGGACGGACCAUAUUGCAGGCCACCACGCAAGUGCUGCGGGCAGCUGGAAAGGCGGUUCUGCCAGUAUGGCGGACGAGCCCAACCGCUGCUAUUCUACGUGAGGCCGGUCUCCCAACCGCCCACAGCCUGCUCCAAUAUCACUCGGCCAGCAAAGGUCUUAGUCUAAAAGACCUCAUGAAGGAGCUCCUCGACUUGGAUCAUUACGAUGGCUACACCAUCUUAGAGUCCAUCUCGGUGUUCACACCCAUGUCCCAACAACUCGUCCCUGUCUCAUCCUUGCGGGUGAACAUGUGA